AUGAUGCGAUUCGCUCUAGAACAGACUACUGUAGCGCCGGCUGGCAGUAAUGCCACUUUGAAUCGAUGGCCGCAUAUCAUCAUCGAGAAGAACGCGGUAAUGGGCUUCGUAUGUUUGUGGAUGGCUUGUGUAUCCUUCGUCGUGUUCAUACUGCAUCGUACUCAGGCGUGGCCACAGUUUGAUGAGUUUGGAAUCGAUGACAAUGACGUGGGUUCGAAAUUUUAAAAUUUUUGAAAUUUAUUGUUUUGCCUUUUUAACAAAGUUCUUGCCAUUUCAGGUCAAACUAGGUAGACUAGAGAAGGGCGAGAAGAAGAAGAUCAAGAUCCCAGCCCUAACUCCCCCCGCCUCUUCUGCCUACAAAGAAAGACCUGAGGAUUCUGUAGAAGCAAAGCCAGCUGAUCCCACCGCCAGGCCAGCUAAGAAACCAGAUGCUCCUAAGCCUACAAAGACCACACCUCAGACAUCGGUUAAGCCUAGAACUCCAGAAGACGAUCCAAAGCCGACUAAUGUAAGUGUGGAAACAAAGUUUUUACUGGUUUAUAAGCUGGAAAGAAGUUUGCUAUUUUGUAAUUUGUAAAGGUAGUUUUUGACAUUUGAUCAUCUUUAAAGAAAGUUCUUGCUAUUUUAAGUUUUGUAAAGAAAGUUCUUGCUGUUUUAGUCUUAAAAAUUAGAAAAUUAAGGUUUGCAGUCUGCGGGUGACAAGUUAUACGACAAAUUUUAUCUUUUGGAUAUUUUGUAGAAAGUUUUAGCCAUUUUAUGUUUUGUAAAGAAAGUUCUUACCGUUUUUAGCAUUUUUUAAAGGUUUUUAAAUUUUGUGUUUUCCUGAAUCUGUAAACAAAGUUUUGAGCGUUUUAGAAGAUCAAGAUCCCACCCAAAGCGGAGCCAGACGUUAUCAUGCCCGCUUCUGAUUCUGAAUGUAUAGAUAUCAAGGUAACUAUUUUGUAAAAUUAAAAGAAUAUUUGAUACUUGGAGAGGAUGUUCUUGUUAUUCUAAAAUGAUUUCAGAGUCAGGAAAUGAACACGAUGACACCGUACGAUCAACAGAAGAUGGAUCGACUGAAGAGCAAGAAGGUCUACACCAAACCAGAGCCCUUAUCAGCUGAGGCCAUUGUUGAUAAUGUAAGUUUUUGGAUUUAUUAGUCAUGGAAACCAAGUUUUUGCAUAUUUAUUAGUUUUGUGGGCCAUUUUGAAAGCUGUAAAGAAAGUUUUCGCCAUUUUAUACUUUGUAAAGAAAGUUCUUUCUAUUUGUUUAUUUGUAAAUAACGUUUCUGUUAUUUUCUGUUUGGUAAAGAACGUUUUUGUCAUUUCUUUACUAACUCACCUUAUUUCAGCGUCGCAACAACCUAAAAACGGCUCCAGCCCCUGCUUCUCGUCUGAAUACACAUGGCUCUCCGGUGGAAACAGCUCGCGCUCUCCACAGCCCAACCUUGGGUCCAGAAGCACCUCGUUAA
Molecule: messenger RNA, 1450 nt
Organism: Bursaphelenchus okinawaensis
Lineage: Eukaryota; Metazoa; Nematoda; Chromadorea; Rhabditida; Aphelenchoididae
Source: the annotation of a GenBank genome assembly